UUGACCACAGUGUGUGGUUGCAGCAGAGCUGAGCCUGCUGCUCCAGUUUCAGUUGGAAGGCAACACCAACUGUAACCACAAUGCCGCAGAACGAGCAUAUUGAGCUUCACCAGAAGCGUCAUGGUCGGCGACUGGAUUAUGAGACGCACAUGCGUAAAAAGGCUGCAAGAGCCCACAAAGACUUAUCAUGGAAGGCACAGAAGCUGCAUGGAAUAAAGGGCAAGCUCUUUGGAAAAGAACGGCGGAAGGAGAAGAUUCAGAUGAAGAAGACCCUGAAAGCCCAUGAGGAGAAACUCAAUAAAAAGAGAAACAAGGAAGAAGUACCAGAAGGUGCCAUUCCAUCCUAUCUUUUAGACCGUGAGGGUGAAACGAGAGCCAAAGUUUUGUCUAAUAUGAUCAAACAGAAGAGGAAGGAGAAGGCUGGUAAAUGGGAUGUUCCACUUCCAAAAGUUAGGGCACAGUCUGAAGCAGAAGUGUUCAAAGUUAUCAAGACAGGUAAGAGAAGAAAGAAAGCUUGGCAGCGUAUGGUGACCAAAAUUACUUAUGUUGGUGACAAUUUCACAAGAAAGCCUCCCAAGUUUGAGAGGUUCAUAAGACCAAUGGCACUCAGGUUUAAGAAAGCUCAUGUUACACAUCCAGAACUGAAAGCAACAUUCUGCCUACCCAUAAUUGGAGUGAAAAAGAACCCAAGUUCAACCAUGUACACAUCAUUGGGAGUGAUUACAAAGGGUACUGUAAUUGAAGUGAACAUUAGUGAACUGGGUCUUGUAACCCAGAGUGGUAAAGUUGUGUGGGGCAAGUAUGCCCAGGUUACAAAUAAUCCAGAAAAUGAUGGUUGCAUUAAUGCAAUUUUAUUGGUGUAAAGAAAAUUAAUUUCAGAUCAAUUCUGAACCUGGAUCCCAAAGCCGAUUUUGAAAGAAUAUAUGUGCUGUUGUAUUCUGCAGAAUUUAUAAUAAAUAGAUAAGAGUA
Molecule: messenger RNA, 969 nt
Organism: Penaeus vannamei (Pacific white shrimp)
Lineage: Eukaryota; Metazoa; Arthropoda; Malacostraca; Decapoda; Penaeidae
Source: RefSeq, a predicted model, not a curated record